Molecule: messenger RNA, 333 nt
Organism: Peromyscus maniculatus bairdii (prairie deer mouse)
Lineage: Eukaryota; Metazoa; Chordata; Mammalia; Rodentia; Cricetidae
Source: RefSeq, a predicted model, not a curated record
UCUGUCACUCCUGUGCCUCUUACUGAGUAGAUAAACUGAUUUUUGCAUUCAGCCCAGCCAGAGCCAACAUGAAGACAGCCACAGUCUUGGUUCUGGUCGCUUUCUUUGCCAUAAUGAUGGGCGCGGCCUGUGCUCUGUCUUCUCCCGAAGAAUUACAGAAACCUGGAGCUUGUCCCGUUCUGCCGCCAAAUACUUUUGGAACUUGUGAUGAGAGAUGCACAGGAGAUGACUCAUGCUCUGGAGAAAUGAAGUGCUGCAGCAAUGGUUGUGGUCAUGUCUGCAAACCUCCUGUCUUCAAAGUGAGUAUUGUCCUCUGUCUUACUUUCCUUUGUG